Messenger RNA from Didymodactylos carnosus, 843 nucleotides. The record is from the annotation of a GenBank genome assembly. Lineage: Eukaryota; Metazoa; Rotifera; Eurotatoria; Philodinida; Philodinidae.
AUGAUAACGGGGCUGAACAAUGCAAUACUUGAUGAAUUUCAACAAACAUACAAUCCGUCUUAUGCACUACAAUGUUUCAUUCAUGGUCGUAUUGAUGUUAGUGUUGACAAUGAUUUAGUUAAUAUAUUAUUGGAAAUAAAUAUUGAUAAGCAUUUGAAAUCAUUGUCAAAACCAUUUGCAGAUAUUUCAAUGGGAAGUCAUUUUCAUGAUGAACAAGAAGUUUUAUUUUAUAUUGGAACAAUAUUUAAAAUUAAAAUGAUUGAACAAAAAAAUGAUAUUUGGUUAAUUGAAUUAGACGUAUGUACAGACGAUGAUAAUAAUGAACUAUUUUGUCAAAUUAAAAACGAAAUAAUAAAUGAUCAAGGUGAUACUGGCAAGUUAUUAUUAAAAAUAGGCGAAUAUGAUGAAGCAAAGGUAUAUUAUCAACAAUUAUUAAAUCAUCAACAACAAGACUAUCGUCAUGAAUGUUAUACAGGCCUUGGAUUAAUUGGUUUUCCUACUGACGAUUAUAUGACUGCUUUAGACAGUUAUUUGAAAGCAUUGAAUAUCAAAAAUGACAAUGGAACAAACUACAUGAAUAUUGGAAAUGAUUAUGAUCAAACUCUAUUAAAUUAUAAAUGGGCAUUAGAAAUUCAAUUAAAAUAUUUAUCGUUAACUCAUCCAUCAAUACCAAUAUCUUACAGAAAUAUAGGUCAAAUUUAUGAACAUCAAAAUAGAUACGAUCGAGCUUUAAUAAAUUACACAAAAGCAAAUGAAAUUUAUUCAUGUCAUUUAUCAACAGCGUAUCCUAAUCGUAUUCAACUUAAUAGUGAUAUAACAAGAAUUCAAGAUUUAAAUAGCUGA